ACCUGCUGGUGAAGGUGGUGCAGCUUCCCAAACCAUGUCCAGGACGGAGCCUCUGGGAGAUGCUGAGGGUCACAAGAAACCCCAUGAGCCAGCCAUAGUCAAGAUGCAAGUACUGAAGGAAAUGCAGCAGGAAGGACAAGCGAUGGACCAAAAAGCUGUACUGAAGGUGGCAUUUCCCGGGGUAAGUGGCGGCUCAUUGGAAGGCCCUGCAGGAAGGAAGGCGAUGCCAGACACGGGCACAGGCACAGCAGAUGAAGUGUCAGGGAAGGCUUCUCCAUUAACUUGGCUGCAUAAAGUUUUGGUCCUAUCUGAGCCACCGUCAGGUGUGUCUGCAGGGAGGACUUCUCCAGCUCCUUUGCUGAUUCGUACACAGAAGCCCAGCUCCCAUCACAGGAAUCCUACGAGGGGAAAGAACAAAGGCAAAGGACACCAGAAACCCCAUGAGCCAUCCAAAAACAUGAGGCAAAUGCUGAAAGAAUUGCUGCAGGCAGGACAAGUGGAUGGAGAGGCUGGGCAGAAGGUGGCGUUUCCCGAAGGAAGCAGUGGCUCCAUGCCAGCCUCUGUUGCAGGAAGGGAGGUGAUGCCAGGCACAGGCAGAGGAGACUGGGAUCGUGACAUGGAUUCCAUGCUCGUCUUUCUGGAUGAGAGUUUGAAGACCUCGGCAGAUAGUAGAGCUAACCCGGCUGGUGAAACUGAUCUGGCUUCCCAACCCACGUUCAGGAAUGAGCCUCUGGGAGGUUCUGAGGGUGUGUCUGCAGGGAGGACUUUCCCAGGUCCAUUGGUGGAUGUUGCACGCAGGCCCAGCUCCCAUCGCAGGGGUCUCCUGAGAUUGGAGAACAAACUUAGAGGAGAGAGUAAGUUCCUGGAGGCAUCCAAACACAUGGAGAAGAUGCUGAGUGAUCUGGAGAGAAGACAAGAAGUGGAUGGAGACGCUGGGCAGAAGGCGGCAUUUCCCGAAGGAAGCAGUGGUUCCAUGCCAGCAUCUGCUGUAGGACUGGAGGCGAUGCCAGGCACAGUCACAGGAGGAUGGGAUAAAGACAUGGAUUAUCUGGAAAACCUGCUGGAUUAUGGCUUGAGAUUCAUGGGAAAUCCUGGAGGCAAGUGCUCAAUGUACCUUUCCUGAGAGAAUACACAGUGACCAGGUGGCAAGAGCUCAUAUAUUUGCCCUUUCACUUAAGAUCAUCUGAAGGUUGAUGGAAUACGGAAAAUUUGCCCUGCUCCGUUCUGGAGCCCUGAGGGAUCCCACAGGAUCACUGUCAGUGGGAGGAAGGAGCAUUUAGCUGCUCCAUAUUCCUC
Molecule: messenger RNA, 1296 nt
Organism: Passer domesticus (house sparrow)
Lineage: Eukaryota; Metazoa; Chordata; Aves; Passeriformes; Passeridae
Exons: 13
Coding region: 35-1123 (362 amino acids)
Source: RefSeq, a predicted model, not a curated record